Molecule: messenger RNA, 1607 nt
Organism: Vitis riparia (riverbank grape)
Lineage: Eukaryota; Viridiplantae; Streptophyta; Magnoliopsida; Vitales; Vitaceae
Product: UDP-glycosyltransferase 87A1-like
Exons: 2
Coding region: 78-1436 (452 amino acids)
Molecular function (GO): UDP-glycosyltransferase activity
Source: RefSeq, a predicted model, not a curated record
AAGAAGAUAACUAUCUUCUUGGCCAUGGCUUCUGUAUAAUGAGAUCCUCUAAGACUUGAUCGGAGUGAACGGUCUACAUGGAGUCCAGCGCCGUCGGUUGCCACGUGGUGGCCAUGCCUUUUCCAGGUAGAGGCCACAUCAACCCUAUGAUGAACCUCUGCAAGUUACUAGCUUCCAGAAGAGCUGAUAUUCUCAUCACCUUCAUCGUCACCGAGGAGUGGCUCGGCUUCCUCCUCUCCGACAGCAAGCCGCCUAACAUCCGAUUCGGUUCCAUUCCCAACGUCAUUCCAUCCGAGCUUGCUCGCGGGGCCAACUACCUAGCCUUCCUCGACGCUGUAAGGACGAAGAUGGUAGACCCGUUUGAGCAGCUCCUGGCCCGGCUUGAGCCGCCGGUGACUACUAUAGUAGCUGAUACUCUUCUAUUCUGGGCGGUCGAUGUGGCGAAUCGUAGAAAUGUUCCGGUGGCAUCGUUUUGGCCGAUGUCGGCCGCGGUGUUUUCGGCGUUUCUUCAUUUUGAUCUUCUGGUUCAAAAUCGGCACUUUCCGGUGAAUUCCUCAGAGAGUGGAGAUGAACGAAUCGAUUACAUUCCGGGAAUCUCUUCAAUUCGCAUUGCAGAUCUUCCUGGUUCCAUAUAUUGGAACAAGCCAUUCUUACCUAUGAUGUUGGAAGCUCUGUCAUGGUUGUCCAAGGCGCAGUACCUUCUGUUAGCUACCAUGUAUGAGCUUGAAGCCCAUGUGGUUGAUGUGCUAAAACCAAAAUUCCUGUUCCCCAUCUACAUCGUUGGUCCUCUCAUACCUUACUUCAAGCUUGGAGACAACUAUAUAUCAACAAACCAAACUGACCUCCACUACUUAAAAUGGCUGGACCUUCAACCUCCUGGUUCUGUCUUGUACAUCUCUUUGGGAAGCUACCUUCCAAUUUCGACUGCCCAGACGAAUGAAAUCGCAACUGGGUUGCGCGACAGUGGUGUUCGGUGCUUGUGGGUGGCGCGUGAGGGAAUUUGCCGAUUCAAAGAGAUUUGUGGUGAGAUGGGGAUGGUGGUGCCUUGGUGUGAUCAACUGAGGGUCCUGUCUCACUGGUCGGUGGGUGGGUUUUGGUCACACUGUGGGUGGGGCUCAACCUUUGAAGGUCUUUUUGCGGGUGUUCCUUUUCUUACUUUGCCCAUGGCUGCAGAUCAACCUUUGAACAGUAAGCUAAUUGUGGAAGAUUGGAAGAUUGGGUGGAGGGUGAAGAGAGAGGUGGGAAUGGAAACUAUAGCUAAAAGAGAUGAAAUUGCAGGGCUGGUGAAGAGGUUUAUGGACGGGGAAGGGGAAGAGGGUAAAGAAAUCAGGAGAAGAGCAAGGGAGCUUCGGGAGAUUUGUCGACUAGUAAUUAAAAAAGGUGGGUCAUCUGAUACAAGUCUUGGUGCUUUUGUAAGAGACAUUUCCCAAUACUAGAGAAAGUAUUAAUCAAGCAGAGUGAUGUAUCGUGUCUCCAUUGAUGAGAAGAUGUGAAGCCUGUAACAUAUUGCAUGCACAAGACAAAUAUUGAGGAGGGCGUUACUUACUUGGGUUCUUUCUUCUCACUGUCUAUAUUGCCUCUUUCCAAAAUGAAGCAUUUGCCUCGAU